Messenger RNA from Gadus morhua (Atlantic cod), 5136 nucleotides. RefSeq names its product glutamate metabotropic receptor 7 (gene grm7). The record is from RefSeq and is a predicted model, not a curated record. Gene Ontology annotation, molecular function: G protein-coupled receptor activity. The coding region runs from base 437 to 3106 and encodes 889 amino acids. Gene Ontology annotation, cellular component: membrane. NCBI's taxonomy places the organism in Eukaryota, Metazoa, Chordata, Actinopteri, Gadiformes, Gadidae. Gene Ontology annotation, biological process: G protein-coupled receptor signaling pathway. The transcript has 11 exons.
UCUCUCUCUCUCUACGUCCCUCUGUCUGUAUCUCUCUCUCUCUCUCUCUCUCUCCCACUUCGUGUUCCCUCCGUAUCUUUGGUGGUGGAAUGGAUGCACGAGCAACAAGCGCCCGUGGCCGUGGGCAGCCCGCGCAGACUUCGCGGGGAUAGCGCGUGGCAGAGCCGCACUCCACUUGCCGCGGUUUCUCAAGCGGUUCGGUCCCUGGGAUUCGACCGGUUUCCUCACCUCGCUCUACCUCCGUGGGAACCGUAUGGCCCGCGCGUGCGUGCGUACAGGAUAGUCUCGUGCGCUUGACUUCGACAAUGCGGAACUUUGGAUUUCCAGAACUGUUGUAAAAAAAAAAGUGCCCGGUUUAAAGGUUCCCGUUUUUCCCGCGUUCUCGGUUCUACCGGACACAUCCGAGGGCAGAGGUUCGGUUUGGAGAGGCACCACCAUGGCGCAGCUGAAACACCGCCUCGCGCUCCGCUUCUUGUGGCUGCUCCACGCGCUUCUGCUGGACCUCGCGGGCUCCCAGGAGAUUUACGCGCCACAUUCUAUCCGCGUGGAGGGCGACGUGACGCUGGGGGGGCUCUUCCCCGUCCACGCGCGGGGGCUCCCGGGGGUCCCGUGCGGGGACAUCAAGAAGGAGAACGGAAUCCACCGGCUGGAGGCGAUGAUGUACGCGCUGGACCAGAUCAACGGCGACGAGGAGCUGCUGCCCAACAUCACGCUGGGGGCGCGCGUGCUGGACACCUGCUCGCGGGACACGUACGCGCUGGAGCAGUCGUUGACGUUCGUGCAGGCGCUCAUUCAGAAGGACACGUCGGACGUACGGUGCACCAACGGCGAGCCACCCGUGUUCGUGAAGCCGGAGAAGGUGGUCGGGGUGGUGGGCGCCUCGGCCAGCAGCGUCUCCAUCAUGGUGGCCAACAUUCUACGGCUCUUUCAGAUCCCCCAGGUGAGCUACGCCUCCACGGCGCCGGAGCUGAGCGACGACCGGCGCUACGACUUCUUCUCGCGGGUGGUGCCCCCGGACAGCUUCCAGGCCCAGGCCAUGGUGGACAUCGUGAAGACCAUGGGCUGGAACUACGUCUCCACCCUGGCCUCCGAGGGCAGCUACGGGGAGAAGGGAGUGGACGCCUUCAUGCAGCUCUCCCGGGAGGCUGGUGGGAUAUGCAUCGCCCAGUCCCUGAAGAUCCCCCAUGACCACAAAGCGGCGGACUUUGACAAGAUCAUCCGUCUGCUCCUGGACACGCGGUACGCCCGGGCCGUCAUCCUCUUCGCCUCCGACGAGGACAUCAGGGGCAUUCUGAACGCCAGCAAGCGGGCCGACCAGGUGGGCCACUUCAUGUGGAUCGGCUCCGACAGUUGGGGGGCCAAGAACAGCCCCAUCCACCAGCUGGAGGACGCGGCCGUGGGGGCCGUCACCAUCCUGCCCAAGAGAGCCAUGAUCAGCGGGUUCGAUGCGUACUUCAUGUCCCGCACUCUGGAGAACAACCGGAGGAACGUUUGGUUCGCCGAGUACUGGGAGGAGAACUUCAACUGCAAGCUCAUGAGCUCCUCCAAGAGGGACGAGAGCAGCCGCAAGUGUACCGGCCAGGAACGUAUCGGCAUCGACUCCAAGUACGAGCAGGAGGGCAAGGUGCAGUUUGUGAUCGACGCGGUGUACGCCAUGGCCCACGCCCUCCACAACAUGCAGAGGGACCUGUGCCCGGAGCUCUCGGGCAUCUGCCCCGACAUGGACCUGGCCGGGGGCAAGAAGCUCCUCAAGUACAUCCGCAGCGUGGGCUUCAAUGGAAGUGCCGGUACGUCGGUAACGUUUAACCGUAACGGCGACGCCCCCGGGCGGUACGACCUCUUCCAGUACCAGUGGAACAACGUUACCGGACCAGGGUACCGCGUGAUCGGACAGUGGACGGAGCACCUGCACCUCAACAUCGAGGACAUGCAGUGGCCCCGAGGGGAGCUGCAGAUCCCCAGCUCGGUGUGCAGCCUGCCCUGCAAGGCGGGCGAGAGGAAGAAGGUGGUGAAGGGCAUGCCCUGCUGCUGGCACUGCGAGCCCUGCGACGGCUACCAGUACCAGCACGACGAGUUCACCUGCAAGCUGUGCUCCUACAACAUGCGGCCCAACCCCAACCUCACCGCCUGCCAGCCUAUCCCCAUCGUCAAGCUGGAGUGGAGCUCGCCCUGGGCAGUGAUCCCAGUGUUCCUCGCCGUGAUGGGCAUCAUGGCCACCAUGUUCGUCAUGGCCACCUUCGUGCGCCACAACGACACGCCCAUCGUGCGCGCGUCGGGGCGGGAGCUGAGCUACGUGCUGCUGACGGGGAUCUUCCUGUGCUACAUCAUCACCUUCCUGAUGAUCGCCAAGCCCGACGUGGGCGUGUGCUCCAUGCGCCGGAUCUUCCUGGGGCUGGGCAUGUGCAUCAGCUACGCCGCGCUGCUCACCAAGACCAACCGCAUCUACCGCAUCUUCGAGCAGGGCAAGAAGUCGGUGACGGCGCCGCGGUUGAUCAGCCCCACCUCCCAGCUGGCCAUCACCUCCAGCCUGAUCUCCGCCCAGCUGCUGGGGGUGUUCAUCUGGUUCGGCGUGGACCCGCCCAACACCAUCAUAGACUACGACGAGCAGAAGACCAUCAAUCCGAGUCUGGCGAGGGGGGUGUUGAAGUGCGACAUCACGGAUCUGCAGAUCAUCUGCUCGCUGGGGUACAGCAUCCUGCUGAUGGUGACGUGUACGAUCUACGCCAUCAAGACCCGCGGCGUGCCGGAGAACUUUAACGAGGCCAAGCCCAUCGGCUUCACCAUGUACACCACCUGCAUCGUCUGGCUGGCCUUCAUCCCCAUCUUCUUCGGCACGGCGCAGUCUGCGGAGAAGCUGUACAUCCAGACCACCACGCUGACCAUCUCCAUGAACCUGAGUGCCUCGGUGGCGCUCGGCAUGCUCUACAUGCCCAAGGUGUACGUGAUCCUGCUGCACCCGGAGCUCAACGUGCAGAAGAGGAAGCGCAGCUUCAAGGCCGUGGCCACCGCCGCCACCAUGUCCUCCCGCCUCUCCCACAAGGCCAGCGACCGGCCCAACGGCGAGGCCAAGACGGAGCUGUGCGACAACGCCGACCCCAACAGCUAAUUUCAUAAUGUAUCAGAGGUCCAGCUGCAAAGAAAACAUACGUGAGCUACAACGACCUUGCGAUCUGACAGCAUCCUUCCAUCAGACAGAGAGACAGAGCGACAUAAAGGGAGAGGGGAGAGAGAGCGAGAGAGAGCGAGAGAGAGAUUGAUGGAGAAGAGAUAGAUGGAAAACAAAGUGACGAAAACAGUAGCUACCGUCACCACCACGAAAGUUGACCCAAAGCAAAGCGGUGAGGGUGGCUUCCUGUUUCCUGUCUCAUGUGCUUCACUGCCCACCUCACAUUCAAGGAUUCCCGGCCAAUCAGCAGCCUGCUACAGCAAAAGGCUUCUGGGAAAUUUUCCUUUGACCAAACCGUGUCAACUUUGUGCGAUUGGGCCUCGAAAAGAAAGAGUAGGACUUAAAAAGAAGAAUACAUUGAAAACAAAACAACUAAACGAUUUCAAAGCUUGGGGUUGGAAGGACAAAGGCCAAUUAUCUUCUCAGUGUAAUUCAAACACGCGUGGUUACCUUUUUUGUGGCAGUUGGGCCAGGCAGCAUGUUUGUGCACCAUUGGAUUUAGACCACUCCUGGGUUGUGCUCGAGAACUGAGGCCGUUUCACGGUUUAUCACAGGGGGAUCCCCCCCCUCUGAGCACUUCAAGACGGGCUUAUCCCCACUGCCAAGGUCAUACAGCAGUCAGCUCAGCAUGCCAUCACUGUAGAAGGCGUGAGUGCAUCCGCGGUACAGGACUUUGACCAGCGGGGGCGCCAAAGCCUCUCAUCUUUAAAUGUACCUCCAAACUGCAAGUUUUUUCCCAACCCUUUUCCCCCCUCUGUCUCUGUGUCGUCUGUUCUGGCGUAGGUGUUGGCCUCCUUUCUCUGAUUGUUGACAGUUUUCUAACACGAUGAUGAUGAGUAUGAUGUCCAUGAUGAUAAAUCUAUUUUUGGUUGUUUGUUUUUUUGGUUUUCCUUGCUUCUUGGAUGCACUUUUAUUUAGAUUGAAGCCAUAUUCUUCUGUUUGAGAGAAGCUAAGAUUUCUGGUAGUCUGUCUCCCAAGGUUGUGCGGUUAGUUUAGUUAGAAAUUGUUUUCAAAAUAAAAGUAUGAAGUUUGGAACUUAAACCUCUCGUUGUAAUAUCUCACCCUCGUUCUGUGCAAGUUCAUCAUGGUCCUCUAAACUAAGACUGAACCACAGACAGAAAUGCAAACAGUGAGCUUUUGAUUCCAGGAGCUCAGAGAAACAGGAUCCAUCUAAUCCUGUUCUGUUCCUUUAAACCUUUGAUUCAUUUCCAGUUGGUUGUUUGUUGUCCAAUUGGUAAAAAACCGCCCUCCCAUUCUGAAGUGCGUGUGUGUUCGUCCUCAUAUUCACACGCAGAAAUUCUUUCAGUAUUUUGUCCGUGCACCAUGAUGAUGAAGAUGAAGACGAUGACGGAGAAGACGACCCUUUACUGUGUUUAAACAGACGAGACCGGGCGCCCCGUUCGACCCAGGGGCCCCGAUGGUGGUUAUGGUUGUAAAUGCAUGCCUGAUAUGUUUGAUGUUGAAACUGAAUCCGAAAAAAAUAUAAAAAGAAAAAAUAAUAUAAAAUAAAGGAUUGCUGCGAACUCGUCACGACAUGGUAACUACCACCUCUCCUCUGGUCCGUCCUGAUCUAUACACUGUUGGUUUUCUGUGUUUGUUGGUUUUUAAAAGCUUUUCGUUUGGGUUAAAUGUGGCAGUUGGGAUAUAUUUUUCUCACUUGGCAGAAUAUGGCUUCGGUUGGUCUUGGGAGUCUCUUACCGUCCGAAACGGAAAAUCAAGAAGAAGUAGAAGAAAAAACCGAACCGAACUACGAACGAUGGAUCUAUAUUUAAAAGCAAAACAGAAAAAAAAGACAAAGCAUGUAUGUUUUCUACUGUUUGUACUCAGUAUCUCCAUGUUGCCCUUGCUGCUUCUGUGCCAAUGCUGUGGGAGAGGUCAGUGACCCCUCAUGCAAAUGUUCUGUGGUGUUGUCCAAGAAUGUAUUAACAUCAAAAUAAAAAGAUUUGGUUAUUUUUUUUAUAUUUCCUGAA